AAAGCUUGUCGUUUCGUCUACGACACAAGUUCGGUAUUCGUGCAACGCGGCGCUAAGUUUGUGUUCCACAUCGCAGUCAGUUCUGUGGUACGUUACAGAUAUAUAAUAAUGUUGAUAACGACUGUACAUUAGAAAUAGUGCAACUCGUGACGAUAUUUAUCGAGGAGGUGAAUUGAAUGAUUUCGAAUUCUUGGUAGUAGCGGUGAUAUACUGGUAAAAUUUUAGCGGUAUUUCGAUCGAUAUGCGCGGAUUUUGAAAAUUAUGAUAACAUCACUAAACAUGACGGAAUUCAAACGAAGUCCUAGCAAAGUAUGGUGGGGUAGCGAUUCGACGGAAUGGCGAGAAAGCCCCGGAAGCCAAGAUUCCGGAUUCUCGGACACCGAAACUUCCCCGAAUCUCCAACAACAACAAAACGCCAAAAUCAACUCAUCCACCCCCAAAAAGGAAACGCCCUCCCAAAGGAUCCCCAAGGAUAUAUUCAAACAAUUAACGACGGAAAACCAAAAACAGAAUCUGAGCUGUAAUUUCAAGGAAAAAACGACGCCCGAAAAGGACAAUUUGGCGAAACGUCUCGCGCACGCCGAAAACAAACCCGAAGAUACGGAGACCGACGCCGCGCGGAAGGCCGAUUACGUUAAAAACCCGCCUAAAGUUAGCAGAAAUUUAUUCAAUUCGAAUAAAACGAAAACGUGCGCUAAUCAGUAUUCCGACGAGGCGCCGGGGACAAACGCAUAUCUUAGUACCAGCCGAGAAGUGACAGUCGAUGAUAGUUACUCACACGAAUCGGACGAGGAAACCGAACGAUCCAUCGAUCGUACGACGAAAUCUUUGCCGUUGCGUUCGAUUUCCGAAAAUUUUCCGUCGGUCGAUUUGAGCAAAUCGGCUCCGGCGGUGCUCGAACCGUUUGGGGACGAUGACGGGGCUGCCGGUCGCGAUAAUUCUCUAUCGAGCGAUUGCGAAAGCGAAUUAGAAUGUUUGUUUGAGGGCCUCGAACCGCCCGAACACACCUCGACGCCCAACGGUGAUUUUCGCCGGAAUAUGCGACAAAGAAACGAAAAAUUGCCGAUUUUGAAAUGUCGACAGUAUAGGGUACCCCCAAUUCCCAGCGAGCCCUACACCGAAAUCGACAACAAAUCCGUGGCAAUGUGGCUGAAAGAAGCGAGACAGAACUACUACCAAGAAUGUAUGACGACCCUCCAAUGCAAAUCCAUAUUAGGGGAAUUGAAUCAAAAGGUAUCGCACCUGGCGGCGCGCGCCACCGCCGCCAUACGGGGCGUCAUCGCCCAUUCGCGGUACAUCGAAACCGAAUACAACAAUACGAACAAAAGCGAACCGAACAAUUCGAACUUUCUAAUCGAAAAUCUGGCGGCGAACAUAUCGGAUUUCGUAAAAACGCACGCGCAACGAAUAAACCCGAACGUGUCGAAACUGUGCGACGAAGUUCGAACUUCCAAAGGCGAAGUAGCUUCGAAAAUGGCGUCGGCGCUUUACACCCAUUGGCGAGGCGUGCGCCAACAAGUUUUAUCGAUCGAAAUAAAAAAAUUGAUCGACAAAUUGGAACGUCCCGCUUCCGAAUUGGAUCUCCGAGCCACUAUAACCGGAAUCACUUCGGUGGCGCUCCGAAACGAACAAAUCGUCGAAUUAUUCGUUAAAUUCGAUAUAGUGCCCGUUCUAUUGAUAUUGUGCGAAAAAUGCGAAGGUUCUUCCUUGAGGAUUUUGCUGUUGCGAGCUUUGAGCACGAUGUGUUGUACUUCGUCGGCGAUUAGACAUUUCGAAAAGUUUUCCGGCGUCCAAAUCAUCUCGGACACUUUGGACGAAGAUUCCCGACCGGAGCCCGAGCGAUCCGAAGCCGCGGCGCUGUUGGCGCAAGUCACGGCGCCGUGGCUCGAAGACAAUCAUUCGGUCAAAGGUUUGGAGGAUUAUUCCCGCAAAUUGGUAGGAUCUUUGACGAAAUUUGCGGCCGAGACUAAAUGUUGUCAGAAUCUUCUUUUGUGCGCCGCCGCUUUAGCCAAUUUGAGCACCAUGGAUUCGAAAUCGAUCAAGUAUAUGAUUCGCGACAACACCGCUAAAGUCCUUAUGGAAAGUAUUCGGGCGCGCGGUCCCGCCGCCUCUAUUUACCUUUUGGAACAAAUGGCGACGUUGUUGGCUAAUAUGUCGGCUUCGGAGAUGGCCAGGAAACGACUCGUCGAGAUAAAAGCUCCGGCGGCGUUGUUGUGUUUUUUGAAAAUGAAUUUAGUUGGAGAGGACGUGGAAAAAAGACUGCGACAGAAAAGCGUUAUAGCCCUUUCGAGGUUAUGCGGCGAGAGGGAUGCGGCUAUGCAAGUCGUCGAUUUAGGCGGUGUGGAAAAACUAGUCAAAAUGUGUAGGGAAAAAGAGGAGAGGUUCGAUAGCGACGCUGUUUUGGUUGCGGCUCUGGCAACACUUAGAAAGAUCGUCGAUACGUGCGGAAGUGACGUCUUAAGCAUACAAGAUGCUCAAGAGCUAGUCGAACCUAAACUACUUGAUUCGUUUUUAGCAUAUUCCUCUCAAAACGAAAGUUACGUCUGAUAUAUCAAAUUGAUCGACUUUUAAUUAAAAAUAGAACUAAAUCUUGUACAAUUUGAUGAACAUCCGUAAUUAAAUAGUUAUUCAUGUUUAAAUAUACUUUUUAUUUAACAAAAUUUAUUUUUAAAACGAGUGUUAAUAACCUGAUAAAUAAGUAGCCAUGUUGUCAUAUCGUUAAUAUUUUCUUAGAAUUUGAUUAAUUAUCAGACCUCAUACAUAAUGGAUACAAAUAUAUACAAAUAUUCUUGUCAUACGGAAAUGUAAAUUUCGCAGCAUAUAUACAUAAAUUUAGAAAAAAAAAAAACAAAAAUAAUUCAAAGGUGAUGUUAGUAAUAAUUAAUAUGGAGAACUAUGCUCUUUACAAACAUUUAUUUGGUAAAUAGACCAUAGUGUUAAUAUUAAACAUAAAGCGAGCUUGUUUAAGUUGGCUCUUUACUCGAUUCUGAUAGGAUCAAGUGGUGGGAAAGACAAAGAAGGAGAAUAAUAAGUUUUGUUUUUAAUAGCCAUUAAAAAGAGAUGGAGAAGCCUUCUUCUCUAUGUUUAAUAUUGACUCUACGGAAUACAGUCACAAGACAUUUUGAAUAUGUCUUGUCACUAUGUCAAUUUAAAACAAAUCAAUUUAAUGAAAUUUAUGAAAUCGAGACUUAAAUAAACAUUUUAAUUAUUUAAUUACGGUUUUAAGAUACUCACAAGUAUUUGUAAUAUUCGUAAUUAUGUUUUUUUACUUUUAUAGUAUGUUUUUUAUUUUAAUAUUUUAUGUUUGUUGAGUUUCAUUUUUUACGUAUAAAAUGAUUUGUUAAAAUACGUUAACAAUUUUUCUGUACCUAUUAUUUCUCGAAUGUUACCAAAUAUAAUUAUAACAGAUUGCAGAAUAGUCCAUUAAUGCAUUACAUAUAUAUAAUUAAGUGGCAAUUCGUUGUGAACGUAGGAUUAAAAAGUGUAAAUAAAAUAUGUACAAAAUAACUUAUGAAUAUUAAACUUUAAGACGUU
This is a messenger RNA of Diorhabda carinulata, 3534 nucleotides long. RefSeq names its product protein inscuteable homolog (gene insc). The transcript has 6 exons. Lineage: Eukaryota; Metazoa; Arthropoda; Insecta; Coleoptera; Chrysomelidae. The record is from RefSeq and is a predicted model, not a curated record. Gene Ontology annotation, cellular component: apical cortex. Gene Ontology annotation, biological process: apical protein localization; regulation of asymmetric cell division; asymmetric cell division. Gene Ontology annotation, molecular function: cytoskeletal adaptor activity. The coding region runs from base 262 to 2547 and encodes 761 amino acids.